This is a messenger RNA of Anopheles merus, 872 nucleotides long. Its product is annotated as aprataxin-like. Gene Ontology annotation, molecular function: DNA 5'-adenosine monophosphate hydrolase activity; double-stranded RNA binding; single-stranded DNA binding. The record is from RefSeq and is a predicted model, not a curated record. Gene Ontology annotation, cellular component: nucleus. The coding region runs from base 79 to 720 and encodes 213 amino acids. The transcript has 3 exons. Gene Ontology annotation, biological process: single strand break repair; double-strand break repair. NCBI's taxonomy places the organism in Eukaryota, Metazoa, Arthropoda, Insecta, Diptera, Culicidae.
GUCCUGAACAACCGCUAGCAGUUGCCUCCAGCAGUCUAGUUUAGUGUUCAAUUCUCAGUACUGGUGGACUAACGGGCGAUGGAAACUGCACCAUGCACCAUGGCUAAUUCCGAGCCAGAAACUGCCCAACUUGUGGCCGAACAUUGGUCGUAUCAAUUAGUGCGCGAAUUAAACGAUGAAAGUCUACAUUUAAAAAGUACCAGCAAAUCCAUCGCCAUACGUGAUUUAUAUCCUAAGGCUCGCUAUCACUUUCUAGUGCUGCCAAGAAAGGAUAUUGAUACUUUGCACGAGCUAACAAUUGCAGACGUUGCGCUGCUGGAGGACAUGUACGGGCUGGCACAAAGUGUGAUCAAGGAAAGCGGACUGGAUUCGAAAAUGUUCAACUUUGGAUACCACCUAAAGCCGAACAUGAAACGGUUGCAUCUGCAUGUGAUUUCGAAGGACUUUGAUUCGCCGAGCUUGAAGCGAAGACAUCACUGGACAAUUUUCAAUUCAGACAUUUUUCAGACGCACGAUGCGGUAUUGACUGAGCUGAAAAUGCAUGGAAAGAUAUACGAACGUCCGGAUGCCUACAUUGCAGCAUUACGCAAAGGGCCAUUAAAGUGUAACGUCUGUUUGUAUGAAACAGAUAAUUUACAGACGAUGAAAAAACAUAUCACCAUUCAUACCAAACCGCAACUUAUGUUACCGUUUUUCCCAAUCAAUACGGCAAUAAUGUAGUGUACAGGACAUUCAGUGAAGCGUUUAGUUUCCCUAACCUUUGAUUUGGCUUAUAGCACUCAAGAUACAAAGGAGCUGAUCAGUACAAAACAUUUACACAUGUUCUUCGCAAAGAAUAAUUCACCAGUAGAAUAAGUUUAUAAAAAUAAACU